AUGCCACGCAAGGCGUCGAGCGAAAGCCGCCGCGCGCAGGUCGCCGAGGCGCUGGCGCUGGUCCUGGCCGCGGGGUGGGCCACGCACCUCGUCCAGAAGGAGGAGGAGGCAGGUGAACAGCUUCAGACUGAACAGCGGCUGCUGCAGGCCACCACCAUGUCCCACGCGCUGUUCGUCCUGCAUAUCCUGGGCUUGUCCGCCGUCCUGCAGUCGAUUUUCAGGCCACAGACGCUGUCCAAGGAGCUGCGCCGAGAUUCCAGACAGGAACGCGACGCCGGACUGGUGGUGGGCUGCGUGCUGCCGCCUCUGGUGCUGUUGAGUCGCCUGCUGGCGGAGAUCUACCAGGACGGAGCUUUCUCGAGCGUCACGUUCUUCUACGCGUGGACCAGCAUCUCCGUCGGCGUGAGUGCGCUGCUCAAGGUCGCGGUCUUCGGGUCCGUCACGUCGCUCAGCGUCAACGUCCUCGUGGAUGGGGUGCUGCUACCGACAGCGUUCGGGCUUCUGACUCCUGUGGAGGCGGAGUGGAGGUUCCUGCUGGCGACGGGGGGACGAGUCUUUGUGGCGACGGUGCUGGCUGCGGACCUCAAGCUGCUGCCUCGGUCGUUCACGGUGGGCGAAGCUCUACUGGUGGCGCAGGGCGUCGGCUUGUGCGCCUACGACCUCGUGCUGUCCACCGUCAAUUGGGUGCGUGGUUAG
Phytophthora sojae is the source of this 696-nucleotide messenger RNA. RefSeq lists its product as hypothetical. The record is from RefSeq and is a predicted model, not a curated record. The transcript is spliced from 2 exons. NCBI's taxonomy places the organism in Eukaryota, Oomycota, Peronosporomycetes, Peronosporales, Peronosporaceae. Bases 1 to 696 code for a protein of 231 amino acids.